Molecule: messenger RNA, 3384 nt
Organism: Oncorhynchus mykiss (rainbow trout)
Lineage: Eukaryota; Metazoa; Chordata; Actinopteri; Salmoniformes; Salmonidae
Source: RefSeq, a predicted model, not a curated record
GAGAAAGUGUGCGUGUGUCCUAGGAACCAACGCCUUCAAACAAACAGGAUCAAAGAACACUAGGACAAGACCCUAUAUAAGGCCUUGACUGUGUUUGUGUGAGAGGUCCUUUCAGUUUCAUGUACAUACCUGGCUUGUAAGUUUCUACAAGUCUUUUCUCAUUAACCUCCUGGGUCAUCCCAUGGUGUUAGGUGUUUUUUCUUCCUAAAUGGAACAAGCUGAGACUUGAGCCUGGGUUGAACGAGAAGGAUCUGUAUGUUUAUUUUACAUACCACUGUACUUUGUGUCCGGUAUUACUGUACUUGGAGAACUUGGCCUAAUAAAAUAGAAUGUCCUCUGCCCUCAUUGACAUGCAUUGUACUGUGUGUACAGUAGGAGUGUGUGAGAGGAGAAGCAACAUUGAGAUAAAGAGAUAAGGACAUGCAGGUGAGAGUGCAGUGAGACAGUUGUUGCUCCUGGUGGAAUGAGAAACAUGUUGAGAAUGUGUCUGUCACACAGACUAUUAGAGUGGUGUAUUUUAAACUCACUCUUCCUCUUUCAUAAAGCAAUGAAUACGGGUUUGUCAUUGAUAUCUUUGCACUUUAUCUACCAACGGUGCAUGACACCACAUAAUAGGAACAUCUUUAGAAGUUAAUAACAGGCCUACACUCUUAACUUCUUGUUCCCCAGUAGGGUCAGAUACAUGGAAUAAUUUCCCUGACCCAACCCCCCCUUGUAUCCAGCUCUCAAGUUAAUGUUUAUGUUGCUGUGGUCACUGAUCUUCAGCAAAUUUACUGGUGUAGAAAAAACCUAUAUAAUGUGUGUUCUUCUAAGCAAAACAAAUAUUCAGAUAACGAAUUGAUGAUGACUGACUACAACUCCUAGAUGGGUGGGUCAAGUGUUACGGUUUCAGAAAUACAAACCAGACAACCCUGGGGUCUGCAGUCUAGAGGAAGCCCAAGCCCAGCACUACCCCCUAGCAACUGGGAGCUUUAUUUAAAGAUGGAGUGGCAUUGUUCCCCUCUAACAGCUGUUGGGGUGUGUGUAUGGAUAUUCUUCCAAACAAUAGUUUGUUGACAGCUGGUGAGCCCCCCCACCCCCACACUUUUCUUCAGUCCUCUCUCAAGCUCAGGCUUUUCACUGGCCUUACAAUGAAUGAAAAUGAAGUGUGGAAGUUUAUUGUGUUAUGUUCUUGAGAUCGAUGGAUGCCAGGUGUAAUUGAUAAAUGUUUUGGACCCGCAGCCAAUGGCCUGCAUCCAACCCGUCCCUUUUCUAUUCAGAUGUAUAACAUUCUGUGUUGUGAUUGGCUGCAUCCUGGGGUUUUGUGGGUGCAGUGGGAGGAGCCAUUAUACUGUUGACUUACAAUAUCCCUGAAUCAACCACACCACUUUAUAGUGCUUAGUGUGAGUUGCUGUAUCAGUUACAUUGGGGCAGUAUCUCUGUAUCUCUCCCUCUGUCUUUGAGAACAUCCAGACUUUAAGGCACCAGGGAUCAAGUGAGAUCCCGUGGGAACUGGACGAAGAAGGAAUCAUAUCGCCAAGAGCAAAAUCCUGUCAACUUUCAGGGGACAGUAGGAUUCUGGACUGAUGGCAUCCAAAGAAGUUUGACUUUAGGUGGCCAAAAACUGCAGGAGAAAGACGGGAGUCAAGGACAACCCACCCAUGUUACCUCCCACUCCCAUCUCCAGCAUGCCUGUGGAGACCCCCCAGCCUGUCCUGACACAGCCGGUGAGGGCUACUGGGACGCCCAACCCCAACCGCAUCCUCAUGCCAAACCGCCUCCUCCUCCAACCAAGAACAGCGGCAGCAGCUGAGCCCAGGCAGAGCGCAGUGGAGAGGCUGGCGGCAGACAAGGCUAAAUAUGUCAAGAGUCAGGUGGCCCCCUCCAAGCAGCAGCCAAUAAAAGUGCCUCCGCCUGUCAUGCGCAAACCUCUGAUGUCCCCGGCUACCGGACUACGGCCAACACGUAAGACCCAACCUUCUCGCUCUAACUACACCCAGCAAGGGAGUGCCCCAUUGGACCUGGAGCACCUGAGUAACCUGAUCAACGGGAUGGGUGAGGCUGAAACUCCCCCUACCUCCCCCACCAUGGACCCAGUGGAGAGUAGUCAGGCCCCUGACUGCCCCACCACCACUACCAUCUCUCCCUGUCCCUCUCCGUUCUCUGCUGGGGCUGCUGAGGGGAUCCCGACCCCCUGCCCUGAAUGGUCCACCCCAGUCAAAUUAAGGAUAAAUGCCUCUGGCCCACUAAGUCCUUCUGGAUGUUCUGCUGCAGUGACCAUACGUAGAGUGGACGUAAUACCCCAACACCACCAUACCAUGCCAGUGAGGAAGCCCUUCAGAGCACGGCAGCAGAUGCAUCUCCCAUUGCAGCCCAUGGCUCUGCAUCCACACACCCAGAUCCACAACGCUAUGUCACCUCUUCGUCUCUUCCACCCCCGAACUACCUAUGCACCAGGCCCUGCAUCUCUUAAACCAGUCCCAGCCCCUCCACCACAAGACCACACCCCAACCCCCAACUCCCCGUCUACCCCCGUUCAGUUCCCAGCCAACUACCCUAUACUUCCGCCCUCCCCGUCGGUCACUCGCCCGUCCUCCGGUAGCUCCAGGAAACGGCCCUCUCUGACCCGCUCCAAAUCAGACAUGAGUGACCGUUACUCCCGGGCCAGUACUGACCUGGAGCGCUUCUUCAACCUGUGUGGUUUGGACCCUUCGGAGAUGCAGGUGCUGAAGGGGCCGGGCUCGGACAUUGUGUCCCUUGCACAGUUCCGCAGUGCCAGUGCUCCUGGGUCAGAGUGUGCAGGCCAUGAGGGUGAAGAGGAAGAAGAGAACGGUGGGCCUGCAGAGCUGGCUCCUUAUGGUGUCUCGGUCAUUGAGAGGAACGCCAGAGUGAUCAAGUGGCUUUAUGGUAUCCGCCAAUCCAAGGAUACUGCCAGGAGCACCAACAUGUAGGGCCAUGGGACUGAUGUAAAUAGGCAGGGGAGAAAAAUAUGGAGGUACACUUUAAACAUAAUUCCUGUACAGAGAAAAAACACUGGAGAAGUGUGACUGCCGUAUAAACCAACCAAUGAAAAUGAAAGGAAGGGACUGAUGUGUACUAAUAGUGAAAGAAAUGUCUGUUAAAGCAGUAUGAUAGUGUUGGACAUCAUUUGUGCAAGAUAUUUGGUACUUUGUACUACCACCCGUUUCACCUUUAUUGGCAAAAAAAGAGAGCCGGUCAGAUUACAAGUAAGUUAUCAGAAUUGUGUUCUGUUUUUUUUAAAUGAGAAAUACAUCAACAUAUUUGUUUUUGUCUCAUACUGGGACUUUACAAGUCUUUAUUUUUGGUUGUGCUGCUGUUUGCUUUGUUACUGUACGUUCAGAUGAUCUGUUUCUAAAUAAAUACCAUUUAACAAUGUUAAAGUAA